Messenger RNA from Aspergillus puulaauensis, 423 nucleotides. RefSeq lists its product as uncharacterized. The transcript has a single exon. The record is from RefSeq and is a predicted model, not a curated record. NCBI's taxonomy places the organism in Eukaryota, Fungi, Ascomycota, Eurotiomycetes, Eurotiales, Aspergillaceae. Bases 1 to 423 code for a protein of 140 amino acids. Gene Ontology annotation, molecular function: peroxiredoxin activity.
AUGCCGUCAACCCGCGAAUCCAACCAAAAGGCCCUGUACGAAGUGGGCAUGCCCAUCCGCCGCGCGGUGCUCGGCGACGCCUACGUCGACAACGCCCUCGCAAAGGGCAGCACCGAGUUCGCGCGCGCCAUGCAGGAAUUCACCACGGCCUUCUGCUGGGGCGCGGUGUGGGACCGCCCAGGGCUAGAUCGCAAGCAGCGCUCGCUGAUCAACCUGAGCAUGCUGGCCGCGACAGGCAAGAUCCACGAGCUGGCGGUGCACACGCGCGGGGCGGUCAACAAUGGGGUUUCGGCGACGGAGAUAAGGGAAAUAUUGGUCCAGAUAUGUAUCUAUAUGGGUGUUCCUGCUGGGAUGGAGGCGUUCAAGGCUUGUGAGGCUGUGCUUGUUAAGAUGGCUGAGGAGGGUGUCGCUAUUAAGCAGUGA